AUGGGCCGCCCCCCCACCACCCAAGAUUUCCUCCCCAUCCUCCCCUCUCACCCCGCCUACCGCCCCCCUCCCAACUCCCCUCCCCCAACAACCUGCGAACCCUGGAUAACCCUAAUACCCCCUCCGUCCCCCCCAAUCCGCGCCAUUCUGAUCCUCCUCCACGGCCUGGGCGACACAGAACGUCCCUUCGCCCACGUAGCGCGGAACCUCUCUCUCCCGGGUGUCUUCUGCAUCUCCCUUCGGGGCGUCUCCCGGCUGCCAUCAUUCCUCCUGCCGCCCGGGCCAGCAGAUCCGAGUGGGCAGGGAGGGCCAGAGGGAUUCCACUGGGGGGAUGAUCUUAAGUUUUCAGCGAAGGGACUGGAUGAUGAUCCGGGGUUUGCGAAGGCACGGGAGUGGAUCGUGGAGAAGGUGAUUGGGCAGGUGUUGGUGGGGGAGUGUAAGUUUGAGUGGGGGGAGGUGAUGAUGUUUGGGUUUGGGCAGGGUGGGAGCGUGGCGUUGGGGGUUGCAAGGGGGUUGGAGGUGUCGGCUAGGGUUGUGGAUGUGACUGAGGGGGAGAAGAAGGAUGUGAAUAAGAGGAGGACGUUGAAGGGGGUUGUGUCGAUUGGUGGGGCGUUGCCGCCGUCGAUGGUACCGAGUGUGAGUGCGAGAUUGAAGGCUAAGGUACCAGUGCUGGUGUGCUGUGGGAGGCAGAGUCAGGCGGUGGAUGAGGAUGCGGUCGAUACGCUGGAGGAGGAGUUUGAGAAGGUUAAGGUGGUGAGGUGGAACAAGCCGGAUGAUGGGAUGCCGCAGAACAGGGAUGAGAUGUUACCGGUCAUGGAGUGGUUUGCAGAUAGGUUGAGGGGUCCGAGUCCGUGGGUUUGA
This is a messenger RNA of Thermochaetoides thermophila DSM 1495, 861 nucleotides long. RefSeq lists its product as uncharacterized. Gene Ontology annotation, biological process: protein depalmitoylation. NCBI's taxonomy places the organism in Eukaryota, Fungi, Ascomycota, Sordariomycetes, Sordariales, Chaetomiaceae. Gene Ontology annotation, molecular function: carboxylic ester hydrolase activity; palmitoyl-(protein) hydrolase activity. Gene Ontology annotation, cellular component: cytoplasm. The record is from RefSeq and is a predicted model, not a curated record. The transcript has a single exon. The coding region runs from base 1 to 861 and encodes 286 amino acids.